Messenger RNA from Lactuca saligna, 1140 nucleotides. The record is from the annotation of a GenBank genome assembly. NCBI's taxonomy places the organism in Eukaryota, Viridiplantae, Streptophyta, Magnoliopsida, Asterales, Asteraceae.
AUGGUUGACCACCCCGGCCUGAAUUCUGGUUUCCAAAGUUUACGCCAAGAAGAGGCAAAACUGAUACCAAAAAAGAAAAUGUCGGGAAACGGGGAUGAUGAGUUGUCUCCAUCUCUUUUGCCAUGCGAAUGGGUUCGUGGCAAAAUGAUCGGAUCAGGCUCAUUCGGGGUUGUUCAUUUGGCCAUCAACAAAUCAAGCGGCUCACUUUUCGUGGUGAAGUCAUCCGAAUCUCAAGAGGGGGAUCAGUCUCUUGAGAACGAAGCUAGCGUUCUCACGAGCCUGGAUUCCCCUCACAUUGUACAAUGCCUUGGAAAAGACGUUUCCUUCGGCGAAAACGGUCACACAAAAACAAAUCUUUUCAUUGAAUACAUGGCAGCCGGAAGUCUCGGUGAUGUCGCCGAGAAACUCGGUGGAAAAUUAGACGAGGGAGUCAUCCGUGUCUACACCCGGGAAAUCCUCAAAGGAUUGAAGUAUCUCCACGAUAGUGGAAUCGUCCAUGGUGAUGUUAAAUGCCAAAAUGUGCUUUUGGGUCCAUGUGGGACCGUAAAGUUAGCUGAUUUCGGCUGCGCCCGACGGUUACCUUCAGGCACAGGCACCACUGGAGCCAUCAAUCGGAAGUUCCUUUGCGGAACUCCGUUGUGGAUGGCUCCAGAAGUCCUAAGGAACGAAGGGCUAGAUUUCUCUGCAGAUAUCUGGUCUUUAGGGUGCACCGUUAUUGAAAUGGCAACGGGGCGGACCCCAUGGGGCGAGCUUGGGGCGUCGAAUCAAAUGGCGGCGAUUUUGAAGAUUGCUUCAAGCAACGAGUUGCCUUCAUUUCCUCGGGAUUUUUCGAAAGCCGGUUUGGAUUUUCUCAACAAGUGUUUGGUGAGGAAGGCUGAAAAGAGAUCUACCGUUGAUGAGCUUCUAAAUCAUCCAUUCAUCAAGGGCGAAAUGGUAAUUAAAAAACAUGAAAUGUAUUCGCCGUUGAGUGUUUUGGAUAUGGGUGAUGACGGGUAUGGUUCGGAUGAGUCUGUGGAGAUGAAAGUUAGGAGUAAAAUACCAUUUUCAGUUCGCCGUUAUGAGAAGAGAAAGUCGACACAAAGGCAAUGUACAGAAAAUGAGAUGGUGUCACAGGAAAAUUGGGUCACAGUUAGGACCUAA